CAGCCGCGGCUAACGGCACGGGGUAAGCGAACACGUAUUUACGGUACAGGGUGACCCAUCUGGGCCGUGAGAGAUGGCGCAAGCGUCGUCCCGCAGGGGCUUCUACCGCAUCGAGAUCAACAAGAUGGUGUGGGAGGUGCCCAAGAGAUACAGCCAACUCUUCACUGUCGGCUCGGGAGCCUACGGGACUGUGUGUUCGUCCGUGGACUUGGUGGCCGGCAGCAAGGUGGCCGUGAAGAAGCUGUACCGGCCCUUCCAGUCGCGCGUGUUCGCCAAGCGGGCCUACCGCGAGCUGCGGCUGCUCAAGCACAUGAAGCACGAGAACGUGAUAGGCCUGGUGGAUGUGUUUACUCCGAAUGAAACACUGGACCAAUUUCAAGACUUCUACCUGGUCAUGCCCUUCAUGGGAACGGAUCUGAGCAAGAUCAUGAAGCAUGGGAAGCAGUCGGAGGACAAGGUUCAGUACCUGAUCUAUCAGAUUCUCAAGGGACUUAAGUACAUUCAUUCUUCUGGCAUCAUCCAUCGGGAUCUCAAACCGGGGAAUCUCGCUGUAAAUGAAGACUGUGAGCUCAAGAUCCUGGACUUCGGGCUGGCUCGCCACGCCGACCAGGAGAUGACGGGCUACGUGGUGACACGCUGGUACCGCGCGCCCGAGGUCAUCCUCAACUGGAUGCACUACACGCAAACCGUGGACAUCUGGUCGGUGGGAUGCAUCAUGGCGGAGAUGAUCACCGGAAAGCCUCUAUUUCCUGGGAAUGACCACAUGGACCAGCUGAUGCUGAUCCUGAAGCUGACGGGAACGCCUCCAAAGUACCUCGUCGACAGAAUGGACGAGAAUGCAGCCAAGUACAUAAAGACGCUGCCCAAGAUGGAGAAGAGACGGAUUUCCACCCUGCUCCCAAACGCCAACCCCAUAGCCAUCGACCUGCUGGAGAAGAUGCUGGCGCUGGACCCCGAGCAGCGGCCCACGGCCUCGGAGGCGCUGCAGCACCCCUUCUUCUCAGAGACGCGCGAGCCGCUCGAAGAGACCGAGGCCGAGCCGUACGACCAGACGUUCGAGGGCGUCGAGCUGGAGACGAGCGAAUGGAAAAGUCUGAUCCAUGUCGAGAUAACGACCUUUGAUCCAAAAAACCCGCACCAGCUGGCCACAUAGAGCCUGGCCUGGCCCGGCACGAGCGUUCCACCCUCCGACGUCCACUCGCGGCCACCAGCGAACCCCCGGGGUUCAUCGACACAGCAGACACUUCGUGAUUGUCAGUUUCGCACACACAAACAUUUUGUUGAUUAAAACGAUUAUAGUUCACGUGCAGCGAAUAAUGUAACAGCUUUGAGCUCUCGCAAAAAUUGAUUUCCUUUGCCUCAUCGGCACGCCGGGUUUUUAAUGAACUGAAUCGUUGACAUGACACAUUCUCUCCAAUUGAAUUACAGUUCAAAUGUGUGGUGUACAACACAGAAUACCAUAUCAAAAGUUGCAGGCAAAUAUGCAUCACACAUAUAUCUACACACACACACUUAUAUGCAACUUAAUUUGUCAGUCUGUUAGCAUGUUUGUCUGUCGCAGCAUUUUCUCGUGUAAUUAUCUUCUUACAUGAGUCGGUAAGGAUACAUUCUGACUGGAAGAAAUCAGGAACCUAUGGUACUGAACGUCACCUAUGUUUGACCCGUGACCUUUGACCCGGGUGAAAAAAAUGCAUGCUAAUUGCAAUGAGUGGUGUGCUUUCUACUGGACAAAGCGUGCUAUUGCAAUAGUCGUGUCAUCGAUACGGUACUAUAUGACACUUUACCUGUCAUAGGCGACUGGUGAGUGUCUGAUGAGUGCAAUUGGUGAGUGACUGGUUAGUGGUGAGUGUGUCAGGUGAGCGGUGAGUAAGGGUUGCCACCUUUGCUAGUUUUUCCAGGAUCGUCCUCUCUUCGAGGUAGCUACUGCCCUGGGAAAUCUGUACGUCUUCUCGGGUAAAAUAAAAGUCCCGUUUUUUUUAAAAAUCAGUUGCAUAGAGAUGGAUCGCUCGAGACUAUGCAUUUACAUGUAGUCCUCCACUCGUGAUUGUGAGAUAUUCAUCUUUCCAUGAUAUGUCCCCGUUUCGUGUACCUCAGAGGUGGCUGUCCUUCCGCUGAGAGGUGAGCUAUCCACCCUGCCUGUAGGGUGGCCUGCCCUCUCGUUACAAUACAUUUACACGACACAGUAUCAUUGGAAAUCCAUGCCUUGCAUACCCUCUUUCUCUCUGUUGACUGUGAAUCAGAAAUUAGGCUUUGUUUUGUGGAGCCGGCGGCAAUUUCGUUUUUUUAUUCUUUGGGUCUUUCGGUAAAGUCACGUUUUGAUCGCAACACAAGUGACCGUCAUCAGGUGGACGGUCGCUUGUGUUGCGAUUGAAACGUCGUAGUUUAUUUUUUAUUUUUGAACCUUUCUACGUGACUUUACAGAAAAGACCCAAACAAUAUUAAUUCCUGCAGUCACGAAAGCUUCAAGUCAAGAUUUAGCAAUUCAGUUGUUUGUCAUUGCAUUCCGGUCAAUUAUUGCCUCUGCAGAUGUCUCCAACACUCCCUUUGAACGUUCCAAUUGAACAAAAAAGCACAUAGUCUGCCGUUUUGCUAAUCUGCAGGGUGAGGGGUUUUAUACGUACGGCAUAACCCCGUAUAAAUAAUAAAGUAGGCGAUUGCAUCGUGACCUGGCCCGGCAUUCCAGUGGUGUUCUGCAGAACACCUUAGCUCUCGGUAUAUUGUCUUAAUUUCGCAGGGGUAAUUUCAGUGAACAAAUGAAGUAGUGAUUAUUUACAAAGAGGAGGAGUGUUUCUCCUGUACAGGUUUAAUAUCUCUAUGAGCGUCGGUCAUUGUUUGUUACUCGAGUUACUCGGUGGCGGAAAGGGUGUAAACACCAUCACAUCAAACAGGGUCAUCAACGCUUAAAACUCACGAAAGACCUUGUUGGAAUUAAAUCGUAUCCCGCGUUAAAGAAAAUUCCGACGCGGUCUCCAAUGAAUCAUCAUCUUCUUUAAAACGUAAUAGGACCUCUGUUUUGUUCUACAUCAAACCAGUUCGAAUCUUGGCUUGCCAUCUUCGCCCUCCAUCACCCGCGUGCCCCCAGCAUACACACAGUGGCCCGCACGGUGACAAUUUAACGCGUGAGCUCGGAGGGUGAUGCAUCUAAUAUUGAUGAGGCCAAUGCCGAACACAAGAGAUUGCAUUGCCGUUAUCUCGCAAGCGCCGUUUCCCAUUUGUACGUCUCCAUGUCGUGUACACUGACGUUUCAUUACUUUUUAAUGAUACGCGAAGCCAUUUUGUUAAAAAAAAAUAAAACGUGAAACUCUUUAAUUAAA
Messenger RNA from Lethenteron reissneri (Far Eastern brook lamprey), 3314 nucleotides. RefSeq names its product mitogen-activated protein kinase 12-like. Gene Ontology annotation, molecular function: MAP kinase activity; ATP binding. Gene Ontology annotation, biological process: protein phosphorylation. NCBI's taxonomy places the organism in Eukaryota, Metazoa, Chordata, Hyperoartia, Petromyzontiformes, Petromyzontidae. The record is from RefSeq and is a predicted model, not a curated record.